Molecule: messenger RNA, 330 nt
Organism: Anopheles cruzii
Lineage: Eukaryota; Metazoa; Arthropoda; Insecta; Diptera; Culicidae
Product: small lysine-rich protein 1
Exons: 2
Coding region: 1-330 (109 amino acids)
Source: RefSeq, a predicted model, not a curated record
AUGGGUGGCAAGGCGAAAAAGAAAAAGGCCACCAAAGAGCCGGCCGCCACCGGCGGCGCUGGCGGUGCCAGCGGUGGUGGCGCGAAGGAGGCGCCCGCUGCCGAAACCGAGGAGCCGGACGAGGACGACGGCGAAGCCAAACCGAAGAAGGGCAAGGGCAAGAAGGGGAAGGGCAAGGGCGGCAAGUCGUCCAAGUUCCAGGGCGACAUCUUCAACGAGGCGGCCAUGGAGAACGCCUACUACAUUUGCCACAACAUCCAGGAUGUGCUCAAGUCGCGCGGAUUCGCCUGGCCCGAGGGCCAGAAGAAGAAGAAGAAGGGCAAAAAGUAG